Molecule: messenger RNA, 498 nt
Organism: Cynocephalus volans (Philippine flying lemur)
Lineage: Eukaryota; Metazoa; Chordata; Mammalia; Dermoptera; Cynocephalidae
Gene: GML
Product: glycosylphosphatidylinositol anchored molecule like
Exons: 3
Coding region: 1-498 (165 amino acids)
Source: RefSeq, a predicted model, not a curated record
AUGGUGCUCCCACUUGCCUUACUUCUUGCCUUGGGGCUCCCAGUGGUGAAUGCCAGUGUCACUAAUGUCACCGCUGAUCUUCCACGCCGCCGUUGGACCUAUAGUUUGAAAUGCCAUGACUGUGCUGCCAUAAAUGACUUCAAUUGUCCCAACGUUAGGGAAUGUCCAUAUGAAAUAAGGCGCUGUUUGACAGUCUCUAUUCGUAUAAACUCUCGUGAACUACUCGUUUACAAGAACUGUACAAACAACUGCACAUUCGUGUAUCCAAGUCAACAGGUUCCUGAAGCCCCAAGAAGACCCUUCAGAACGAAUAGUUUCUAUUUUGUUCGCUGCUGUAAUGGCAUGCGCUGCAACGAAGGAGGACCUACUAACUUGGAGAGGGACAUGUUACCCGAUGAGACAACUGAGGAGGAGCUGCCAGAAGGAACUGUGCAUUUGGGGGGGUCAGGAAUUUUCCUGAGCUUUGCCUCCAUCGUACUCAGCAACGCACUGACGUGA